Messenger RNA from Phytophthora nicotianae INRA-310, 654 nucleotides. RefSeq lists its product as hypothetical. The transcript has a single exon. NCBI's taxonomy places the organism in Eukaryota, Oomycota, Peronosporomycetes, Peronosporales, Peronosporaceae. Bases 13 to 519 code for a protein of 168 amino acids. The record is from RefSeq and is a predicted model, not a curated record.
GCAAAAAAAAAGAUGCCACAAGUGAAAAAGGAGAAAGCCAAACUCAAGACUUUGAAGCCUCAGGACAGGAAGUGGAAGGCCACGGAAGAGAAGGAAAAGAAGAUCAAAAAGCUCGAAACUGGAGACGAAUUACUCAACAAGAUUCAGGAGGUGGAGCUGCCAGACAUGGAGGAGGACGGCAAUGUGCCCGUUUACGACGAUUGCGAUGAGAUCCGCAAGAAAAUCAACUUUUUUUUCCUGGGAGAAAAGAUCGUGACAAAGGCGGCUUUCCUACGUGCACUGGGCGACGUCAACAGCAACAGCCUGCGCAGCUUCAUGAACUUGAAACGUGGCGCUGGAUCGGGUGCGGCUAACGUGGUGUACCGCACAGCCUACAUUUUCUUCGAGAAGAAACGCAUCUUGGAAGGUGGCAAGAAGACAAAGAAGCGUCUUGACAACGAGAAGACGCAGGGCCGUCAAGGAUUCCCACUGCGUCACGACAACGGCAUGCGCAGGGUCAUCGUAGGAAUCCGCACGUGAAUGCAGUUUAGUUUUCGCUUCUACAUGUUUCUGUAUAUUACUUAAGUACUAGUUAAGAAGUUUUUGCCGUGGCCGCAAUUAUUUUUAUCGCAUUUGCACUUUAAUUAUUAGCAUUCGAAACAUUUGCAAUUUUUU